This is a messenger RNA of Xenopus tropicalis (tropical clawed frog), 888 nucleotides long. RefSeq names its product small ubiquitin like modifier 1 (gene sumo1). Lineage: Eukaryota; Metazoa; Chordata; Amphibia; Anura; Pipidae. The record is from RefSeq and is marked provisional. Gene Ontology annotation, cellular component: plasma membrane; nuclear speck; PML body.
ACACCUUCCUUGUCUGGUUCUCUUGUGCUGUUAUUGUGCCCGGAGGAAGGAAAAGCGUAGAGCGGUCCAGUGUAGCGAACCGAUACCGGCCGAGAGCAGUUAGCAUGUCUGAUCAGGAAGCUAAACCAUCUAGCGAGGAUCUAGGAGACAAAAAAGAAGGAGGGGAUUAUAUCAAACUCAAAGUCAUCGGACAGGAUAGCAGUGAAAUUCACUUUAAGGUAAAGAUGACAACGCAUCUCAAAAAGCUGAAAGAGUCAUACUGUCAGAGACAGGGUGUUCCAAUGAAUUCUCUCAGGUUUUUGUUUGAAGGGCAAAGAAUCUCAGAUCACCAGACUCCUAAGGAGCUCGGUAUGGAGGAAGAGGAUGUUAUUGAAGUUUAUCAGGAACAGACUGGGGGCCACUCGACAAUUUAAAUUUUUCCCUCACCUUCGUUUUUUUUUUUUUUAAUUAUUAUUUUUUUUACUUUUUUUUUUUUUUGUAAUGUUUACCUCUCCUUCCCCUUGGUACUCUGUUUCCUUUCAUGUAAUCAGCCAGAUGUCUGUGGCAUCUAGAUCACCUCAUUUUAAUAUCUUCAUCAGUAUGAGAAGUCACUUCUGAAGAUGUCACCAGUCCAGGCUGUUUUAGCUUCACUCCUUUUGGUCUCCAAGAAUAUUGAUUUGAAUUUACAUUGUAAAAUUACUCGGUUGCUUGGGACACGAAAAAGAACGUUUUUUGGGGAUUUAUUGCACUUCAAAUUGUUGAAUAAAAUUUUCACCAUUACUGUUAUCGUUCCACCUGCCUAGAAGAUAUAGGAGUUGUGUUUUUAGAUACAAGUUGUCAUGCAACCACCCCCUAUGAAAUGUUCGCUGUAUCUUUUAUUUUUGUGGGGCAUGGGUUUUAAAAAAAAGU